This is a messenger RNA of Teleopsis dalmanni, 437 nucleotides long. RefSeq names its product GTP-binding protein Rhes-like. The record is from RefSeq and is a predicted model, not a curated record. Gene Ontology annotation, molecular function: GTP binding; GTPase activity. Lineage: Eukaryota; Metazoa; Arthropoda; Insecta; Diptera; Diopsidae.
AUGAACCGUUGCCGAAAUUGGUUCUGUGCGCGCAAUAAUAAUAACGACUAUGCUGAGGUUUCAAUUAAUGACGCAACUGCUUCCACACAUCAUGCUGUUGCAACACCAGAUUUCAUUAAAGAUCACCAACCAUCUACAGCGACUACCGCAACAACGGCUACUACAGCCACUACUGGUACGGGAGCUGGAACAGGCAUUAUUGGCGGUGGCGGUAAUGCACAUGUCGUCACUUUUCUCGAUGAUGUGCCGAGCGGCAAUAACGGCAUAGUUAGCACAACAAGUCGCAUAAUAACCAAUUCGGAAUUAAACGCUCAAGCAAUGGAUAACAAUUCGGAUGCUAUUGAGCCGAUGGACGAUUUUGCAUGUACUUCCGGUUCAUUGCUGUGUGAUGAAAAUGCGCCAUCAUCGAAAAAUUGCUAUCGUCUGGUAAUGUUAGG